Messenger RNA from Ylistrum balloti, 3225 nucleotides. RefSeq names its product kinesin-like protein KIF28P. The transcript has 25 exons. Gene Ontology annotation, molecular function: microtubule binding; microtubule motor activity; ATP hydrolysis activity. The coding region runs from base 1 to 3225 and encodes 1074 amino acids. Lineage: Eukaryota; Metazoa; Mollusca; Bivalvia; Pectinida; Pectinidae. Gene Ontology annotation, cellular component: microtubule; kinesin complex. Gene Ontology annotation, biological process: cytoskeleton-dependent intracellular transport; microtubule-based movement. The record is from RefSeq and is a predicted model, not a curated record.
AUGCCUGAGGAGAACGUGCGAGUUGCAGUUAGGGUUCGCCCAUUCAACUCUCGAGAGAAAACUCUCAACUCCACGCUUAUCAUUGAUAUGAAUGGUAACACAACACAAAUAACAGAUCCAUCAGGGAACGACGAACCUCGCAAAUUUACCUUUGACUUCAGCUACUGGUCACAUGACGGCUGCAAGGAAAACAAUGGCUAUUAUGAACCUGACCCAUCAAAACCAAAUGGCAAAAAGUUUGCUGAUCAGAAAAGUGUGUAUAAUGAUUUGGGAGUGGGUGUAUUGGAGAAUGCCUGGGGAGGAUAUAACUCAACAUUAUUUGCCUAUGGACAGACAGGCUCAGGAAAAAGUUGGUCCAUGGUGGGAUAUGGUGUCAACAAAGGAAUUGUACCCAUGUUUUGUGACAAUAUCUUCCAGCAGAUCAACGACAAAAAAAAUUCUGGUGAUAAAACAGAAUUUGAGGUAACCUUCAGUAUGCUGGAAAUCUACAAUGAACAGGUCCGAGAUUUAUUGUCAAAAUCAUCAAGCCGUGGAGGACUUAAAGUAAGACAGCAUCCUAAACAGGGUUUCUACGCUGAUGGUCUGAUAGUAGUUCCUGUUGCCAGCUAUGAUGAAAUCUCUAAGAGGAUUGCAGAAGGAACAACCAAUAGAACUGUGGCUUCUACUAACAUGAAUGCCACCAGCAGUCGAGCUCACACCAUUGUUGGGAUUACAUUUCAACAGAAAUUUAUCAAUGCUGCUGGGGAAGAAACCGCCAAAACAGCUGUUGUCAACCUUGUGGAUUUAGCUGGCAGUGAACGAGCAGAGAGCACAGGAGCAACAGGAGAUCGUCUGAAGGAGGGUGCCGCUAUCAAUCAGUCAUUAUCAUGUCUCGGCAACUGUAUCGCAGCCCUGGCAGAGAAAUCUUCAGGGAAAAACACCCGAGUACCAUACAGAGAUUCAGUCUUGACUAAACUGCUCAAGAAUGCCCUGGGAGGUAACAGUAAAACCAUUAUGAUUGCAGCUUUGAGUCCUGCUGAUGUAAAUUUUGAUGAAACUCUAUCCACUCUUCGAUAUGCUGACCGUGCAAAACAGAUAAAAACUACAGCUUCUGUCAAUGAGAGUGCUACAGAUAAGCUGAUCAGAGAGCUUCAGGAAGAAAAUGAAAGACUCAAAAAGAUGAUGGAGUCUGGAAAUUUUGAGAUGAUCAAACAAGAUGAUGAUGAUGAUGACUUGACAGAUGAAGAAAAGAGGCAGGAAAAAGAAGAUCGUGAGUCUGAGUAUGCUAGUAUGCUGGAGAAAAACAAACGCGAGAUGGAGGAGAUGAAGAAAUCCUUCGAGCAGAGACUGGCAGAACGUGGUGAUUCUGAUACAGACUUCAAUGCAGUUGAUGCAAAGAAGAAGACCACACCCCAUCUGUACAACUUGAACCAAGAUCCUCAGCUGUCUGGGAGGAUUGUUCAUUUCCUGGAGGGUGAGAACAUCACUAUUGGCAGUAGUUCUGCAGAGGGCGAGGUCAACAUUAGGAUUGUAGGACCCAGUAUUCAACCGAAACAUGCCUCCUUCACUGUGGCAGAGAAUAAAUGGACCAUAGAGCCAACAGCCCCCCAUAGUCGUAUCCUCCACAAUGGAAAAGCUGUUGGGACUAAGGAAGAUAUGGUUCAUAAUGACAGGCUCCAGUUUGGAACAACUCAAUUCUUUGUGUAUUGUAACCCGAAAGAGCGUGAUAGUUCAAAGAUAAACUACCCAGACAUUUCAUAUGACGAUGCUCAGCAGGAGGUUGCUCGCAAAUCUGGUCUUGGCAUGGACAAGGAGGCCAAAUCAAGAGACGAAGCCCUAUUACAGGAGGAAAUGGUGAAGGCUGUGCCUGCAGUACAGCAAGCUAACUCCAUCAGUGAAGAACUAGAUAAGAAACUCAAGUUUGAGAUAGUUGUUGUGUCUCCUGAAGGACGCGGUGAAACAAAGGGACGUAGCAUUGUCAUGGUGAAGGUGACCCACCUAGAAACAAAAUUUGAAUGGAUGUGGCCAUUCCAGAAACUUUUGAACCGAAUGUAUGUCAUGCAAGAGAUGUAUGAUGAGCUUCUGGAGGGGGAAGAUGUCAAGAGAACAGAGGAAGAGGAUCCGUUCUUUGAUGAUAUGAAAUGUGAUUUCUAUAUCGGCAGCGUCAAACUCUGGUUGAAAUCGAUGGCUUACCUGAUUGAAUCCAAGGAUCAGUUGAGUGUAUGUGACUAUCAGGGCAAGGAGGUUGGCCUUCUCAAUUAUGAGAUUAUUCCGUGCGAUGCCAAAGGAAAGGAGUACACUGAUGCCGACGAUAUCUUUGUUGAGGUCCCAGAAGAACUGCUAGGUAGUAAGGAUGGCGUUCAUUUCAAACUGAAAAUUGUCAGUGCCAGAGGCCUGCCAAUGAAAUUUGUGGAUGUGUAUGCAAAAUAUACAUUUUUCACUGGAGAAAAGGUUUACGAGACUAAGAGGUUGCCAGCCACAAAUAACCCUGAUUGGAAAUAUGAGAUGAAACAUGACCAGGCUGAUGUCUCACUGCCAUUCCUGGACUACCUCAAGGAAGGUGCCAUCAUGAUCCAGAUCUACGGCAAACAAAAGAUUCAGAAACCGAAAAAGCAUAUCAACACUAAGGAUGCUCUGCUGUCCUCGGCCCUGACCAAAGGUCAGAUGGGCGCUGGAAAGUCCAAGGCUUUGGAUACUGACAAAGUCAAGUACAUGAUGGAAGCUGCAUUCCUCAGGAAGCGACAAGAACGCCUGGAACAGAAACUUCAUGCCAUGAAGAAGAUGUUGGACGAGGCAGAAAAACACAACAAGAAGAAAAUCUCUACCAGUCUUAUCAAACAGAUCUACAACGCCUCAACAGCUGAUGCUGCUGACAAGUGUAUCGCCCUCAUUCCCCAGGAGAAAGAUGAUGAUGAUGAAGAUGAUGUCAGUCCCUCAGCCGCGACAGUCCCUGUAGCAGUGACAGAUAAAAAGGGUGGAAAGAAGGAUAAAGAUAGUAGCAGCAGCAGUGAUAGUAGUGAUAGCAGCGAUAGUGAUGCCGAAAAAAAAGAAAAGAAGAAAGCCAAAAAGUUACGGAAGAAGCAAAAAAAAGCCAAAAAGUUACGGAAGAAGCAAAAAGUAGAAGAAAAACAACAAGAAAAAACGGCUUUGAAAAAUCAGUCGAAAUUAGUUCGACAAAAUACACAGGGUAAAAUCCCAAUUGUGAAAAAAGAUGAGAAAAAAUCUUCAGCUUGUAUAUUAUUGUAA